Molecule: messenger RNA, 753 nt
Organism: Menidia menidia (Atlantic silverside)
Lineage: Eukaryota; Metazoa; Chordata; Actinopteri; Atheriniformes; Atherinopsidae
Source: the annotation of a GenBank genome assembly
CUGUCCUCAGAUGAAAUGAAGAGGAGAAGAGACUUCUAUGCGGAGCACCCUGUAGAUGCUUCAAAUGGAUCACAUGAAGAUCGCGGUGAGGUGGCAGAUGAGGACAAGAGAAUAAUUACAGAUGAUGAGAUCAUCAGCCUCUCCAUUGAGUUCUUUGAUCAGAGCAGACUGGGAGGUGGAGUGGAGGAAAAGCUGUCAAAAGAUCAGGUGGCUAACAAAAGGUAUCUGCAGUGUCCAGCGGCCAUGACAGUUAUGCACCUGAGGAAGUUCCUGCGCAGCAAAAUGGACAUCCCAAACACCUACCAGGUUGAAGUCAUGUAUGAAGAUGAGCCUCUUAAAGAUUACUACACAUUAAUGGACAUAGCAUAUAUCUACACGUGGAGAAGGAACGGCCCUUUACCGCUGAAGUACCGGGUACGACCAAACUGUAAGAAGAUGAAGGUGAGCAACGCGCAGCAAGAGGGGCAGAACAGCGCGAGCCGGUCCGGGCCGGAGAGCGACUCGGCCAGCGACAAAGCCGGAAGUCCGGCCGGGGCGCCGUCCACCUCCUCGUCGUUGCCCAGCCCCAGCACGCCCGCCCAGUCCCCGCACCACCCGCAGCUUCCACACGGCCCCGAGGGCGUGAACGGGACGGCGACAGCGGCGGCGGCGGCGUCCCAGACCCCCAGCCGGCCAUUCGCCCAGUUCGGAGGCGCGAGCGGCGGGAAACCCCGGAAGGUGUCCCUGAACGGCUCGUCGACGUCCUCCGGAUGA